AACUUUUGUACUUAAAAUCCUUACAUUUGUUCUAGGCUUGCCCUUAUGCUGCCUGCGAUGACUCCUAUAUCAGCUAUACUUUGCAUGUCGUAGCAUUUAUCAUUUUGAGGACUAGACAAAUUUGUUUUUCUAAUAAGCUUUAAUUCUAGUAAGGGUGGAGGCGAAUUCAGACAUGACAGUUCAUUCAUAUAGCUGGAAAUCCUAUAACUGAUAUGGUUCGUGAUUAGGAAGAAAAGUUGCUACGGUUAGAUUUGCCCAUGGUAGAAAGCAGAAUUCUGGAUUACAGUAAAUACAUUGUACUCCUACUACAGGAAGUAGUUAUUUUAAGGCGUGGAAAGUUUGUCUUCUAAUCUAUGGGAAUUUGAGUUGUGGUCUUAAAGACAUUUUGAUAAAUAUGCUUAGGAUAAUAAAGCCCUUCAUGGGAUUGGCCUAUCUUGAGGGAUCAUCUCUCACCCUGGUUAUUCCCAGCCCGACCCAUUAGAUCUGGCACAGAAGGCAUGCUCUAGGUACCAUCAGCUAGGGAUCUGCAUUUAGUGGGUGCCAGGAGAAGUGCCUUCUUUAUCAUGGUCAUCCUUACCCCCAGAAUUAGAGGAUCUCCAUCCCUUUUGAGUCGUCAAAACCUGAUUAUGUUAUUGGACACGGAACUCCCAAGGAACUGGAGAUUUGUUUAGGUAGUUUCAUUGUUGAGCUGGCCUAGGGGUUUGUAUACUUGGUUUUUUUACACUCCUUAUUUUGUUUAAUGUAGAUUUCUAUAUUUUUUUAAUCUCUUAUUUUUUUAUAUAUUUUGUUUUUUUUAUCCAUUUGUUGCAUGCCACCCGAAAUCACUUUUGGUGAGAUGGGCCGCUGUACAAAUCAUUGAUUCAAACUGCAUUUAAGUGUGACUUUGUCUGAAAGUGGACAUCUAAAGAAUCUUCAAAUAUUGCUCUAGAUUAGAAUUUGAUUAAAUUGUUGGAUUUUGGGUUCCUGCAAAUAAAGGGCUAAAGUUCUUACAAGAGUGUGCAGGUUUAUGGUAAAAUCAUUUGGUUUCCUCUCCAUGACAGUGUGACUUUCAAGAGCUUGCCACUAUGAAUACAAUUUCAUGGCAUAAUUUGCUCUGACCAAUACAUCUGCUUUCCCUAGGAGAUUUCCUCCCCACCUCCCAAAUAAUUGCACAUGGAAAUAUACUGAUAAGAAGUAGUUGUUGAAAGCAAGAUAAUUAGAAUAGAUGCAAACGUAGGUAGAUCUUUGAUGACUUUGAAGAUUAACUGCACUUUGGCAGGUGUUGUUUACUUGGUGAAUUUAACUCUUUUUUUAACUUCUGAGCAUGGCCCUUUCUUUCUUUUUUCUUUUCCUGUGUAGCUGCCUUUUCCUCCUCUUGAAUUUAUUUAUCAUUUUUUCCAGUUUCUGUUGGAAAGGGACCUAUGUGAAAGUGUGAAUAUUUGUGUGUGUUUUCUGUGAGAGUGAUUAAAUUUCGGGAAUGUUGCAGUUGAUCUGAAAUAUCCACAUUGCCUCUGAAGAAAAGAACAUCCAGGCAACAUUUACAGUUGGAUAUUUUUAACGUUCAUGAGAUUCUCCUAAAACUGCUCUCCUGAUGCCAUGGAUAUUCUGCUUCUUAAAGCACUGGUGUUGGUCUUGGUCAGUUGUUUUACUGGGCUUCUCUACUACCAUCCCAGGCUUUCUUUUAACUGGGAAAGAACAGUUUACAAGAAACCAAAUUUCAUAGUAAUUUUGGCAGAUGAUGUAGGAUGGGGAGAUUUUGGAGCCAACUGGGGCCUAAAAAAAGACACACCUAAUUUGGAUAAGAUAGCCCGGGAAGGAAUGAGAUUUGUAGAUUUCCAUUCAGCUGCAUCUACCUGUUCCCCAUCACGUGCCUCUCUGCUUACAGGACGCCUCGGCCUUCGUAAUGGCGUCACUCACAAUUUUGCUGUGUCUUCAGUGGCAGGCCUUCCAUUGAACGAGACAAUAUUGGCAGAAGUUCUGAAAGAAGCUGGCUACCUCACCGCUAUGAUAGGGAAAUGGCACUUGGGACAUCAUGGCCCUUUCCAUCCCAGCUUUCGUGGUUUUGAUUUUUAUUUUGGAAUACCAUAUAGCCCUGAUAUGGGCUGUACUGACACUCCAGGUUAUAACCUCCCUCCCUGCCCGGCUUGUCCCAGAUGCUCCACAACAGUCAGUAAACAUCAGAAAAACUGCUAUCCUGAAAUUGCACUUCCUCUUUUUGAAAACCUUACGAUUGUCCAACAGCCUGUAAACUUAACUACCUUAGCUGCGAAGUUUACAGAAAAAGUUAUUCAUUUCAUCCAUUAUGCCAGCCAGAAGGGCCUCCCUUUCUUCCUAUAUCUUGCUCUGGCUCAUAUGCAUGUGCCUUUGGUUUUGUCUGAGGCACCUUGGAAUCCAUCUUGCCAAGAUCCCUAUGGAACAUACUUGAAGGAAAUGGAUGCUUUGGUGGGACAGAUAAAGGAUGUAGUUGACAUCACAGCAAAGGAAGAUACAUUCCUCUGGUUUACAGGAGACAAUGGUCCUUGGUCCGAGAAGUGUGACUAUGCAGGAAGUGUUGGUCCAUAUACAGGGAUGUGGCAACGAAAAAAAGGUGGUAGCUCAGCAAAGCAGACAACCUGGGAAGGAGGACACCGUGUUCCCACAGUUGCAUAUUGGCCAGGGAAGAUCCCAGCAAAUGUGACGAGCCCUUUGAUGUUAAGCACUUUAGACAUAUUUCCUACAUUGGUAUCUCUAGCAAAUGCUACCCUUCCUCCCAACAGACGUUUUGAUGGGAUAGAUAUCUCUGAAGUCCUGUUCGGGUACUCAAGCAAAGGACACCAGACAUUAUUCCAUCCCAACAGUGGUGCAGCUGGAAAAUACGGAGAAAUACAGUCCCUUCGGCUGAACCAAUAUAAAGCCUUUUAUCUUACAGGUGGUGCCAAAGCAUGUGAUGGAAGCAUUGGUCAGGAAGUUCACCAUCAGCCACCUCUCAUUUUUAACUUGCAGCGUGAUAUUCAAGAGCAAGAGCCGAUGGACAUUCACAGUGCUGAGUAUCGUUCUGUUUUGCCAUUGGUAAAUAAGGCCCUUAUGGAUAUUCUUCAGGAUAUUGCAUCAGAUAAUACCUCUAUAGCAGAUUAUUCUCAUGAUGCAGAUGUGAUCCCCUGCUGCAACCCCCAACACUUGGCCUGCAGAUGUGAAUCAACUUAUUUUUGGAAAAAUGUUAAACAACUUCCAAGUUUGCAACCAUCUGUGUCCUCCCAGGAGAACUAGAAGUUAUGUGGACAAACUGCUACGAAAAUUACAACAUUCUAGGUUUGGAUUUUAUAUAAUAAUUUAUCUCAUUCUACACAAUUUAGCUCGACUCAUAUAACUGAAAUAUGGAACUAAAAUGUUUGGACGGCUAUUUGAUACACCUUGAUUAAGUCCAGAUCAGCUAGAAUCCAACAUCACAAUGUUAUGUCUCUUUGUACUCUUUGUGCAUCACAGAAAAGCAGAAGUGGGGAUGUCAGAGCAUAAGACAAAUAGUACAAAUUACAACAGAAAGGCAGGAAAGAACUAUAUUUUGGUAUAUUUUAACAGAAGCCAUGUGCAUUUCAUAAAGUCAGUUUAUAAUCCAAGUACCUCAGAGAAAGUUUGGCAUUCCAGGCAGCAAAUGUCAUCCAAAGUUAGACAAUGUUAAAUUCGAACAAUUAAGAGAGUUGUGAUUCUUUUGUAAUAAUACGAUGUGGUUAAUUUUUUUAUCAACCAUUUGCCAAUAUUACAUGUAACAGUUUCUUUUUACAGUCAUUCAGACUCAUAAUAUAUUUUGAUUUAAAAAAAAUAGCUCUCAUUGUUGAGCUCUCAACUC
Pantherophis guttatus is the source of this 3802-nucleotide messenger RNA. The record is from RefSeq and is a predicted model, not a curated record. NCBI's taxonomy places the organism in Eukaryota, Metazoa, Chordata, Lepidosauria, Squamata, Colubridae.